GGGGGCCACAGCCCGGGCUGAGGGAGCCGGGGUGUCCGCGGGCAGGCUGGGUCAGGCCGGGGUCCCCAGUGUCCAGGAGGGUAGGGCACGAGGAACCUGGAGGCUGGUGCGGGAGCCGACCGGGGAUGCCGCAGGGGGAGGGCCCUCACGCCGCACGGGGCGGGGCCCCGGCAGUCGGGGCGGAACUUGGAGCAGAAGCCUCUGAGCUGGGACCUGCGGAAGGCGGGACUCUGGGCCCGGGGGCGGGGAUAGGGCUUGUGGGGGGCGGGGCCUGGGCCUUGGAGGAGGAGCUGGGACAGGCGGGGGGUGGAGCCUCGGGCUCGGAGACGGAGGGGAACGAGGCCCAGGCGCCGGGGGCGGGGCUCCAGCCGGUGAGCGGCGUGGGUGCAGCUCAGGAAAAGGGAUCUCGUUCCGCCGAGGGUGGGGCUCCGGGGCUGGGGGCGGAACCGCGCCCUCUGAAGGGUGGGGCCAAGGAGCCGAGCGCAGGGGUAGGCCCAGGUAAUGGCCCGGGGCGUCCACGCGGGGGCGGGCUCCGUGGUGGCCGGGCCUGGGAGCGUGGUAGGCCGAGAACUCCCCCGGGAGAGGUGGUGUGGGUUGAGCGGGCUCGACGGUCACCCGACACGGGGCCAGUCUGGGUGCCCCGCAGACCCCCGAGGGCUCAGAGCUGGGGAGGUGCCCCGGGCGAAGGCACAGGGCCGGCCUGGGGGGUCUCCCCAGAGGACCGGGGCUCCCCGGAGCCCCCCAGUGGCGAUGUGUGGGUGCCUCGGGGCCGAUCCCCUGCAGCGGCGGCAGAGGUGUGGGUGUGCUGGGCAGGGGGCAACUGGGUUUGGCGUGAGUGGUGUCGCCCGGUCAGGGCAACUGCUGUGCAGGCAGAUAGGGUCUGGACUUUGCGUAAAGGGACGGGUGGGAAUUGA
This is a messenger RNA of Pipistrellus kuhlii (Kuhl's pipistrelle), 914 nucleotides long. RefSeq names its product skin secretory protein xP2. Lineage: Eukaryota; Metazoa; Chordata; Mammalia; Chiroptera; Vespertilionidae. The transcript has a single exon. Bases 126 to 914 code for a protein of 262 amino acids. The record is from RefSeq and is a predicted model, not a curated record.